AUAAUCUCCCUCCACUCACAAAAAUAGAAAAAAUAACUUUUCGCCACCAAAAAAAAAAGAUAAUUGUAAAAUUUAUAAAACCCACAUCAUCAAGAGACGGCCUCUCUCUCUCUUCUCUGGUAGAAACCAUGACAAGCUCGUCCGCUCCAUCCCGCAAGGCUUUAAGCAAGAUCGCCUGUAACAGAUUGCAAAAAGAGCUCGCGGAAUGGCAGUUGAAUCCUCCAACAGGUUUCAAACACAAGGUCACUGAUAAUCUCCAACGAUGGGUGAUUGAAGUCAACGGUGCUCCGGGAACUCUAUAUGCAAAUGAAACUUAUCAGCUUCAGGUGGAUUUCCCUGAACAUUACCCUAUGGAAGCACCGCAGGUGAUUUUUCUCCCGCCAGCUCCUCUUCAUCCUCACAUCUAUAGCAACGGACAUAUCUGUUUAGAUAUUCUAUAUGAUUCGUGGUCCCCAGCUAUGACCGUGAGUUCUAUCUGUAUCAGCAUUCUCUCCAUGUUGUCAAGUGCAACUGUGAAGCAACGGCCUGUUGAUAAUGAUCGAUAUGUGAAGAACUGUAAGAGUGGCAGAUCUCCGAAAGAGACGAGAUGGUGGUUCCAUGAUGAUAAAGUGUAAUCAUUAUCUAACAAGCAUCCAUCACCUGUGUAUGAAGAGAUAUAUUUCCUAUUUUAUCAUGGGUAAUGGGAAAGGGGGCCAAGCAAGCAAGGCCGUGACCCCCAAAAGCUAUGUUAAUGAGUUUCCUGUUGACCCUUGCUGUGGAUCAUGUGCAUUGUAGUUUUCUUUGAACUUGCUCACUUUCCUAAUGGAAUGUGUCUUUAGCAAUUUAUACUUAUCAAUAGGAUAAAGAAAAACUUAAAAAUUUUAAGAUAUUUCUUGUGUCUGAACUUUAUGCAUAUCCUAGAAAUUUCAAGUCAGUCAAGUACAUUAUCAAA
Molecule: messenger RNA, 931 nt
Organism: Jatropha curcas
Lineage: Eukaryota; Viridiplantae; Streptophyta; Magnoliopsida; Malpighiales; Euphorbiaceae
Product: putative ubiquitin-conjugating enzyme E2 18
Source: RefSeq, a predicted model, not a curated record